This is a messenger RNA of Trichomonas vaginalis G3, 1524 nucleotides long. RefSeq lists its product as uncharacterized. The transcript has a single exon. The coding region runs from base 1 to 1524 and encodes 507 amino acids. The record is from RefSeq and is a predicted model, not a curated record. NCBI's taxonomy places the organism in Eukaryota, Parabasalia, Trichomonadida, Trichomonadidae.
AUGGGAUUUAUGUUGUUUCUAUUUGGUAUUUUUGGAUCAUGCAAGCUAACUAGGGCAGCUAAAAUCACAAACAAAAUUGGAUUUAAUAGAAUCUUUCUGUUGCUUUUCACAUAUGCUUUGAAUGCGUUAUACAUUCCAAUUUUAGAUUAUUUCAUAAAAAUUGUAUAUAAUACAGGAGUUACGUGUCCAGAAGGUUAUUAUUGGGGAGUUUAUAGAGGUAAAGAUACAUUUCUUAAAGCAGAUGGCCAUUGCAUUCCAUGUGGAUACACAUUAAAGCAAAAAUAUCCAGGGAUUGAAAGUUUUUUGAAUGACUUCGUACAACCUAAUUCAAAUAACUUUACUUAUUCUUUAUUUACAAAAUUUUUAUCAGACAAUCCUGGAAUUUUAAAUGAAACAUAUGAUGCUUUAAAUUAUACCAUGGACGGAUUAAAUGAAUCAUCUAAUAUGUGUCCUCAUUUAUGUUCAGGAAGCUUUAUUCGUAUUAUGAAAGAUCAGACAUCGAUUUACUUUGAUUUUGAAACAAAGAGAUAUUUUAUGUUUUUUAUCUGUUGGGUGAUUGCAUUUGUUUUGUUGGUAAUCCCUGUAUUAUAUUAUUUAUUGAUAUACAGAGCAAGAAAAGAAUUCAAAACACUUGUGGCAUAUGGAGAUAACAAGGAUGAUCGUUGGGAGUGUUUAUUGGAAAGAGUUGAAACUGUUGGUGUUACUCAUCUCAAAGACUACAAUUAUAGUAAUCCAUAUUUUGCAGUCUUCAAAAUCGUAUACAAUUUUUUGGUUUUACUUGUAACAACAUUAGCAAAUCUAGCACAUCCACACAUUAUUACAUGUCUUCCAAUAGUUCAUAUAACUAUGAUUGUGUUCCUAACGUUGAGGAAGCCAUAUUUAUCAAAAUGGAACAAUUAUUCUGAAAUAGCAUUAAGUGUUCUUAACUUAAUUAUAGGAAUCUUAGCUUCAGUUAAUCUUUUCAGUGAUGUUAACCAGGUAUUCAACACAGUAAUUGUCUUAAUAGCAGAUUUCCUUGGUGUUGCAUCAGAAAUUGGUUCGGCUAUUAUCGAAAGUUAUGAAAAAUCAAAAAUUACUGACCCAACUAUAAUGAAUGAAAAAGAAAUACAAGAGUUCCAUCCAUUAAUAUUUGAUGAAGAUGAAGAGCAAGGAAUUUUAGAGCCAUUAAUAAAUGAAGAAGAAGAUAGCGAAGAUUGUUUGUGCGGAUGCUUGAGAGAAAGAAAAGUGCCUAAAUUAAUGCAAUACGAACCAGAUAAUAGACCGGAAAUAUCGCUGAAAGACUUGAACCCCGUUGAAUCUGGUGUUCAAUUAUUUAAUGAUGCCCAACCAGAGAGAAGUGGAGAAAUAAGAAAAAGGUUACAAAAUCUUUAUAUUUUCUACGAUAUAUUGAUUGAUGGAGCUGAAUUAUCAAUUCUAACACGAUUCUUAAGACUUUUGGGUGUUUUUGGUCUUGCUGUGUCUACACCUAUUAUCAAUGUGAAAUCGGUUCGCUUUUCAUGCAUUAAUUAUGGAAGUUGGUUUUAA